AUGGUACUUAGAAUCACUUCGUGGAACGUGAACGGUAUCAAGAAUCCUUUUGGGUACCAGCCAUGGCGAGAAAACAGGACUUUCGAGGCCAUGUUCGACAUCCUCGAGGCAGACAUUGUCGUCAUGCAAGAGACCAAAAUCCAGCGCAAGGAUCUCACUGAUGACAUGGUUCUCGUUCCGGGCUGGGACGUGUACUUCAGUUUUCCAAAGCACAAAAAAGGAUACGCAGGUGUGGCUAUCUAUACCCGCAGCUCCGUAUGCGCCCCAAUCCGCGCAGAAGAAGGCAUAACUGGUGUUUUGUGCCCACCCAAUUCCUCCACCAAGUUCUCAGAUCUCCCCAAAGAUCAACAAAUAGGCGGCUAUCCAACACCGGGCCAACUUACUGGGACUCUGGACAAUGCGACUUUGGACUCUGAGGGGCGCUGCGUCAUCCUCGAGUUUCCUGCUUUCGUUCUCAUUGGAACCUAUAGCCCGGCUAACCGCGAUGAAACCAGAGACGACUUCAGAUUGGGGUAUCUCGAAGCACUCGACUUGCGUAUCCGUAACUUGGUCGGCAUGGGAAAAAAUGUGGUUCUUACCGGAGAUCUAAAUGUCAUCCGUGCCGGCAUCGACACCGCCAAUAUCGCCGAAAGGCUGAAAAAGGAGGCCAUGGCGAUGCAGGAUUUCUUCUCGUCGCCCGCCCGCCGCCUAUUUAACCACAUGGUAUUUGAUGGUGUUGUACAUGGAGAAAGAGACGAGAGCCGAGAAGAUCCUGUACUGUGGGAUUUGGGUCGACUCUUCAACCCGACCCGCCAAGGCAUGUUCACCUGUUGGGAUACCAAGAAGAAUACCCGUCCAGCAAACUUUGGCAGCCGCAUUGAUUACGUUCUAUGCAGUGCCGGUAUGAAGGAUUGGGUCGUCGACUCCAAUAUUCAGGAGGGCUUGAUGGGAUCCGACCAUUGCCCGGUCUACGCGAGCCUGAACGACGUUGUCAAGGUGGACGGCAAAGAAAUCCAUCUCAAAGACAUCAUGAACCCGGAAGGCAUGUUUCGGGCUGGGAAACGACUAAGAAACUGGUCUAAAAAGGAUCUUAGGUCGAUGUCUGCGAAGCUCAUCCCUGAAUUCGACAACCGCCGGAGUAUCAAGGACAUGUUCUCCAAGAAAGCUAAGGUGGUUCCAACCCCUGCUUCAGUAAGUGAACCGGAACCGGCGUCGUCAGAGCCUAUACCGAGCGCUCCUCUAUCCUCUCAAGCAGAAUCAACCACGUCAAGUGUGUCGCUGGAAAAGCCUGCAAAUGCGGGUAGCAAGCGCACGCCUUCCGCGCCCGCACCAAAUAGCAGACCCCAAAAGAAGCUCAAAGCCUCGCCGGUGAAGGAAAAGGCCUCCUCGAGGGGGCAAAGUAGCCUCAUGGGCUUCUUCAAGUCAAAAACUACGGCGAGCCCAGACAACAAAAAGCCCGAGACUGAAGAAAACCCCACACCUGGGACCGAUGUUGAUGAUACGUCGGCUUUUGCUAUUGAGGAAGCCGGAAACUCCCGAGCUUCGAAUACCGUAGAUGACUCCAAUGAUCCACACACACCAAUCAGAGCCGAGAAGUUCAUAGACCCGAUUGAGUCGAAAGAAUCGUGGUCAAAACUUCUUGGCAAGCGGGUUGUUCCCAAGUGCGAGCAUGGCGAGCCUUGCAUAAGCUUGGUGACCAAGAAGGCAGGCGUCAAUUGUGGCAGGUCAUUCUAUAUGUGCCCCAGACCCAUCGGACCGUCAGGAGAGAAGGAGAAGAAUACCGAGUGGCGGUGUGGGACAUUCAUAUGGAGUAGUGACUGGAGCAAGUCGCAAUCUGCAUAA
This is a messenger RNA of Pseudomassariella vexata, 1821 nucleotides long. Its product is annotated as Endonuclease/exonuclease/phosphatase. The record is from RefSeq and is a predicted model, not a curated record. Gene Ontology annotation, molecular function: phosphoric diester hydrolase activity; DNA-(apurinic or apyrimidinic site) endonuclease activity; DNA binding. Gene Ontology annotation, biological process: base-excision repair. Gene Ontology annotation, cellular component: nucleus. The transcript is spliced from 5 exons. The coding region runs from base 1 to 1821 and encodes 606 amino acids. Lineage: Eukaryota; Fungi; Ascomycota; Sordariomycetes; Amphisphaeriales; Pseudomassariaceae.